Alligator mississippiensis (American alligator) is the source of this 2113-nucleotide messenger RNA. RefSeq names its product RNA polymerase III subunit C (gene POLR3C). Gene Ontology annotation, biological process: DNA-templated transcription. The transcript is spliced from 15 exons. The record is from RefSeq and is a predicted model, not a curated record. Lineage: Eukaryota; Metazoa; Chordata; Crocodylia; Alligatoridae. Gene Ontology annotation, cellular component: RNA polymerase III complex. Gene Ontology annotation, molecular function: single-stranded DNA binding. Bases 372 to 1988 code for a protein of 538 amino acids.
CACCCGAGAGUCCUCAAUGCGCUGGGCGACGUUAGACGCAACGGGAGAGGGAGAGAGCGCCCCCUGGGGUCCUCCAGCGCCACCAACGAGAGGUAGCUAGAGCGGCCACACCAAAGAAGCGAGCGGAAGUGAUCCUUGUUGAACUGGAAGCUGAAAGCCACGGGGUUGCUAUGGUUGCUGUCGGGGCCUAAAAAAAUUCGACCCCCUCCCCUCCCCUCCCCCAGCGUGAGCCGCCUCGAGUCCGGACUGGACACCGCAAGAGAAACCGGCAUCUCCGCAUCCGCCCGGCAGCGCCGACCCGUUGCAUCCCUCGUGACGAAACCGCGGACGUUCGGACCCGACUCGACGCAGGUGUGCGGUUUGCCGGCGGGAUGACGCAGGCGGAAAUUAAGCUCUGUUCUCUGCUGCUGCAAGAACAUUUUGGAGAGAUCGUGGAGAAGAUAGGCACGUACCUCGUGCGGACCGGCGGGCAGCCUCUGCGAGCGAUUGUCAGCGACACCGGCACCUCCCUGGACCAGGUGAAGAAAGCCUUGUGCGUCCUCAUCCAGCACAACCUGGGCACCUACCAGAUACAGAAGCGUGGCUUCGUGGAGUACAGCGUCCAGUGCAGCCGAGUGCUGUGCAUCCUGCGCUACCCGCGCUACAUCUACACGGCCAAGACCCUGUACGGCGACACGGGCGAGCUCAUUGUGGAGGAGCUGCUUCUCAAUGGCAAGAUGCCCAUGAGCGCCGUGGUCACGAAGGUGGCUGACAGGCUGACAGAGACCAUGGAGGAUGGGAAAACCAUGGACUACACUGAAGUCUCCAACACCUUUGUCCGCCUGGCAGACACCCACUUUGUGCAGAGGUGCCCAGGGGUCCCCGAUGCUUCUGGGCCAUCAGAUUCGGCAGCACCUCCUGCGCCUACGCUGGUCAUUGACGAGAAGGACAUGUACAGCGUCCCCAGACUGAACCUCAUAGGGAAGGGGAAGAGGAGGCGAUCGUGUGACGAUGAUGAUAACGGCGAACACAAGGCGAAGAAACAGAAGCAGGAUCUCGAGAGCCAAGAGCCCCCACCCGAUGACGGCAUCUACUGGCAAGUCAACCUUGACCGGUUCCACCAGCACUUCCGAGACCAAGCAAUCGUCAGCGCCGUGGCCAACCGCAUGGACCAGACCAGCAGCGAAAUAGUGCGGACGAUGCUAAGGAUGAGCGAAGUCACCACAUCCUCCAACGCAGCCUAUACACAGCCGCUGUCUUCCAACGAGAUCUUCAGAUCGCUUCCAGCGGGAUACAACAUUGGGAAGCAGGUUUUGGAUCAGUAUCUCACACUGCUGGCAGAUGACCCGCUGGAGUUUAUUGGGAAAUCCGGUGACAGCGGCGGGGGCAUGUAUGUCGUCAAUCUUCACAAGGCCCUGGCGAGUCUGGCAACUGCCACAUUGGAAUCCAUAGUUCAGGAGAGAUUUGGUUCGCGCUGUGCCAGGAUCUUCCGGCUUCUGCUGCGGAAGAAGCAUCUGGAGCAGAAGCAGGUGGAAGACUUUGCCAUGAUCCCAGCCAAGGAGGCCAAGGACAUGCUGUACAAGAUGUUGUCAGAGAACUUUGUGUCCCUGCAGGAAAUCCCCAAGACUCCAGAUCAUGCUCCUUCCCGCACCUUCUACCUCUACACAGUGAAUGUCCUGGCCUCCACCCGGAUGCUGCUGCACCGCUGCUACAAGAGUGUGGCCAACCUGAUCGAGAGGCGCCAGUAUGAGACCAGAGAGAACAAGCGCCUGCUGGAGAAGUCCCAGCGGGUGGAGGCUAUCCUGGCCUCCAUGCAGGCCACGGGCGCUGAGGAGGUGCAGCUGCAGGAGAUCGAGGAGAUGAUCACAGCCCCUGAGCGGCAGCAGCUGGAGAGCCUGAAACACACAGUCAACAAGAUUGACGCCAGCGAGAACCAAGUAGACGAGACCAUCUUCCUGUUGGCAUCCUAUGUGGACAGCACCGUAGUUGCGGCUGUGAAGAAGCCUUGAGCCAACUACUGCCCUCCUGCCCCAGCCUCAGCUCCCCCAGCCUCCCAUCAGGCCAGCAGGCUUUUAUGGCUCCAUUUUGCUUGGCCUGGUGUUUGUUCUACGGACAAUAAAACCCCUGCCCCCUG